AUGAACAGUGAUUUUGUCCUUUCCACUACUCCUAUCAGUAGUUUGCUAAUCAACUCAGCAUUUGAAAAGGCCGACGAUCUCCAGAAGUGGCAUGACAACAUGAAGUCAAAGAAGAUUGACAUAAGUUUAAUGCCAAGUCGAUUAAUGCGCACAGCCCCGAAAAGUGAAACUGACAAGUACUAUAAGUUCAAUGCCGAGAUUAGUGGCAUUGACAACAAAAAUGACCCAUGGUAUCAUGCUUGCCAGAAAUGCUACAGGCGGAUAACUGUUAUAGAGAGUGUUGCAACUUGUGACGACUGUUCGGGAGAAAAUUUUGAUUAUGAGGAGAGGUAUAGGUUAAAGUUUGAUGUCACUGCUGAGGAACAAUCUCUAAUUAUUAUGUUGUCUGAUGCUGCACAAUUCUUUUUUGGUUGCGAUGUAAAGGAGUAUGUUCGCUCGACAUCUGUAAAGAAAGAGGAUUCUGGGUACUACCGCAAGUUGUUAUUGAGUAAGGGAAAAGAAUUUAGUGUCCUUGUGAAGAUUGAUCGAAAUUUUGCAACAGGAGAUUCAAAAAUGAAUUUGAUAGCUGCGGAGAUACAUGAGGUUGAAAAAUUAAUUGCGGCAUAUGAAAGCGAGGUUGAAACACUGAUAAAAAAACAAAGAAGCAAGAGGACCAAUAAGGUUAAAGAUAACAAUGGAGAGCCCCAGCAAAUGACUGAUACGAUGAAACCGCUAGCUGGUGACAUACCUUAUGAUGAAACCAAAAACGUUGCAGAUGAAAUAGAGAUUGAAACCCCAACAAUAAAGUUAAGAAGCAAGAGGACCAGGAAAGUUAAAAUGCCAUUGCAGAGCACCCGAUAA
This is a messenger RNA of Lycium barbarum (goji berry), 840 nucleotides long. RefSeq names its product replication protein A 70 kDa DNA-binding subunit B-like. Lineage: Eukaryota; Viridiplantae; Streptophyta; Magnoliopsida; Solanales; Solanaceae. The transcript has 6 exons. Bases 1 to 840 code for a protein of 279 amino acids. The record is from RefSeq and is a predicted model, not a curated record.